This is a messenger RNA of Cryptomeria japonica (Japanese cedar), 465 nucleotides long. RefSeq names its product cytochrome P450 86B1. Gene Ontology annotation, molecular function: monooxygenase activity; iron ion binding; heme binding. The record is from RefSeq and is a predicted model, not a curated record. Lineage: Eukaryota; Viridiplantae; Streptophyta; Pinopsida; Cupressales; Cupressaceae. Bases 1 to 465 code for a protein of 154 amino acids. The transcript has a single exon.
AUGGAUUACCUGCAUUCAGCAGUGACGGAGUCUCUCCGCCUGUACCCACCUGUUCCCAUUGAGUCCACGGUUUCCGCAGAAGACGAUGUUCUGCCCGACGGCACGCCCGUGGAGAAGGGCGCGCAGGUUUUUUACUCGAUUUACUCUUCCGGCAGGUUGGAGAGCGUUUGGGGCGAGGAUUGCGUGGAGUUCAAGCCGGAAAGGUGGAUGAAGAAUGGUAGGUUUGUGAGGCAAUCGGAUUCCAAGUUUGUAGUCUUCAACGGAGGACCUCGGCGCUGCACUGGCAUGGAAUUUGCGUACUGGCAGAUGAAGUGGGCUGCGGCUUCAGUUCUUAUUCAUUAUUCCAUAAAGAUUGUUGAUAAGCAUCCCGUAAUUCCUAAGUACGGACUCUCGCUUUUCCUGAAGUAUGGUUUGCUCGUAACAGUUCACCAAAGAGAAAUAGUAGAUGGUGAGAGCAGCAAAUAA